Topomyia yanbarensis is the source of this 5732-nucleotide messenger RNA. Its product is annotated as angiopoietin-2. The record is from RefSeq and is a predicted model, not a curated record. The transcript is spliced from 8 exons. Lineage: Eukaryota; Metazoa; Arthropoda; Insecta; Diptera; Culicidae. The coding region runs from base 504 to 2717 and encodes 737 amino acids.
AUGCUGGGCCGCGCAGAAAUUAUUUAACCGCGAUACGAAUCGGUUGUGUUUUUGGCGUUUUCGCGCUACUUUAAGCGUUUCUAGUAGUUUACAACUCCUUCAUAUCUGUGUGGAGGCCGGAAAAACUUCGCGUGUUCGCGCGUGCGGGUGAAUUAUCUUCAAACUUCUAUUGUACUACUGGUUUCACGUUUGGUUUGUUGCAUUCGGUGUAACCCAUUGCGGUUUAUUGGCGAGAUAAAAUUCGUCGGGGUCGGUGUGCUGUACGAAGAUCGGUGUGUUCUGGCAGCUUCGGUAGCUCCAAGACCAGCUGGUGGCUGUAGUGAUCGUAAAGAAAACCUUUUGGAAAAAUAUAUACAGUGAAUUAUAGUGUACCGUUUAGGAAAGAAGUGAAAUCCGUGUCCGUAGAACCAGAAACCGGAACCCUCUGGGCAGGCCCCUUAGUUUUCGAGUCGCCCGAGUACUGCUCAUAUCAUUUUAACCGUAGAACCUCCCCUCCGCAGGAAAUGGCCUUUUUAAGGGCCUACUACUGUUGUGCACUGUUGGUGCUCUACUUUGGGGCUCUAGUCCAGAGUGGUGCACCGGUACGACCAGGGACGGGCAAUCCUUCGCCACGACUUCCACGCACCAGUGCCAGUCAACUGUCAGCGCAAAACAACAGCACCGGAGUUCGUAAUUUGGCUGCGAAGAACCUCACUGCCCAGCAGGGGCAGGGACGUGGGAACUACAGAUCAAGGGAGCAACAGCUGUUAAAUGUGUUCGAAGUGGUGGUAUCGACAUUGGAAGGAAAACUUCAGCGGAUAGACAACUUGGACAAAGCGGUAGAACAUCUAAUGCGACGAGUUGAAUCACUAGAUAAUAAAAUGGCCGACAACAUUGUCAAAACCGACUCGGUCAUCACAAAGUUGCGCACGUUGGACAGUAAGUUGUCCAUCGAGGCUGACAGACCGAACAGCGUGAGGACGGCCAAGUCCACAAAUAGCCUAGACAGCAGAUUGUUUUCACUUGACCAAAAGGUCAGCGAUAUAGACAAUAAACUCAAUGGGUUAAAGAAUCAGAUCGAUAGCAACUUCUUGCCCCUUGAUGACAUAAAUGCGGAGGCAAGCGAACGAAAAACUGUCAGUAUGAACGUGGCAGAAAUUACUAAAGCGAUGCAUUCGGAAGUUAUGGGACACAUCACAAAAGAACUGGGACAGCUGCGGACCAUUUCCGAGGGCAUCGAUAAAAAGCUUCAAUUUCAUAUCAACGUGGUUUCGGAGAAUCUAGGAAAAACACUUAACCUAUUGAAUGAGGUCCAUGAUGCCGUGGUCGAUCAUAACAUCAACUUCAGUUACAACUCUACCUCGACGCUGCCACCAUUUGUAAAAGCCAGUAAAAUCGACAUACUGGUGAAACAGAUACGACCGAUUAUGUCCGUGUCGGAGAAGAUGGACGAGGUGUGGGAUGUUGUCGUGGGAACCAAAAGCUCUGUCGAUGACCUGGUACCCAAAUCGGAUGCCUUGCUAACGCAAAACCAACGGCAAGAGCGAGCUAUUGGUGAGAUCCAUCAUGAUCUGAAAACUAAAACCAAUCUGAUCAUCAAUAAUCUGGAUAUGGUGGAAAAACGGCUUAAAAAACAGGAAGAUGAUGUGGCGGUGCUUGCUCAACGACCCGUCCCGGCCGAACUGCUGAUGGAUCCGACGAUUGAUAGGCUAGUGGAAUACGAUCCAAACAGGUCAUUUUCCAGGUACUCAAUCGUUGAGGACUUCACGGAAACGCUACCAACGACAACCUACCCCACCUCUUCAUCCUCAUCGUCGACGGCGAGUUCCAGUAGCACUAGUAGUACGACUGCUAGCAACGUUAAUUACAACUCCAGUACUGCUACAUCGACUGGGCCUGUCACUCAGACAGUCCAGUCAGGAGGUAAAAAUGUGUCCCGCAAAGGUGGUAUAAUCUUCCCCAGUGUGAAGAACAAGCCGUCCGUGCUGAACAGCACCUUUGCUAGUGAAAAUCUUCUCUUCAAAGACAUUAAAGGGUUCUCCUGUACCGACCUGAUGAACGCCGGUAUGCGCCAAUCCGGAGUAUACUAUUUGCAGAUUCGUGGCACAACCUACUGGUUCCUGAAAGUUUUCUGCGAGCAGGAGAUUGCCGACGGCGGAUGGACUGUCAUUCAACGACGCGACGAUUUCGGUGAACCACGGGAGAACUUCAACCGCGAUUGGGCAGACUACAAGAACGGUUUCGGCGAUCCGGCCAAAGAAUUCUGGCUCGGUAAUGAGAACAUCUACAUGCUGACGAACAACGAGGACUACUCGCUCCGGGUCGAGCUAGAAGAUUUCGAAGGAAACAAAAGGUACGCGCAAUACUCCCAUUUCAAGAUCCAUUCGGAGCAGGACUACUACAAGCUGGAAAUCGACGGUUAUGAAGGCAGCGCCGGUGAUUCGCUAAACGAUCCUUGGUAUGGUUCUAACAACAGUCCGUUCUCCACUUACAACCGCGACAACGACCGAAGUUCGCUUAACUGCGCCAGCAUGCUUAAGGGCGGCUGGUGGUGGAAGUCAUGCGGCCGAGGACUGAACGGUCUGUAUCUGCACGAUCCCCAGGAUCUGACCGCCCGGCAGGGAAUCGUCUGGUUCCGCUGGAGAGGCUGGGACUACACGCUCAAGAAAGCCACCAUGAUGAUUAAGCCUCGAGGACCACAACCACAGCAGCAAGUGACCAGUGCGACUACGACGUAAUAGCAACAAUACUUUUUUUUCUUCCGCGCAAACUUAAGUUUUUGUACAAAUCCUUUUUAUUAUUUUUUUCGUCAUUGGCAAAUCGAAAAAUAAUUGUUUAAAAGAAACAAAUGCCCAUACAGAACGAGUCAUAUAAACAGUUCUACAUAGCGACAUGAACUAGAGAUUCAACUAUGUAUAAAGUUGCACCGGCAUCUAGAAAUGAGUUGCAACUCUACUACAAAUCACAGACAAAUGUAAAUUGAUUCCCUUCAUAAAGGCUAGUUUACAGUUCGGGAAAUGGAUCACGGGAUUUCGCACGGGAUUUGCGUCGGGAUUUGAUCAGGGAAAAUUUCCCGCUGAGAUCUCUCCAAACUGUCAAACCAAAAACUCUGCUGCUUCUUAAAAAUACAAACUGUAUCCAACUUGCAGCGAAUUGUAAACUUUAUAAAAAUACUAUUUUCCCCGUCGGAAACAAUUUGUGUUGAAUUGUUCCCGGCCGGAUUUCUGUGUGGAGAGUUUUAAAAUCCCGUGAUGUUUCCCGCGGUUGGGUUUACACUUCAGGAAAACUGUCAUUUUUGUGUAGACUUAUUUCCCGUCACGGGAUUUGAAAUCCCGAGCUCCAUUUAAAAUACACAGGGACCCAAAUCCCGUGACACGUUUUCCGGACUGUAAACUAGCCUUAAAUGGGACUUAUCCCUUCUCACUCACGUUGCUCUCUAUCCCAUUUUUCGCGUCACUCUUGUUGUAUAUUUUAUUAUUUUAUAUUUAAUUUAUUGAAUUUUGGUGAAAGUACGGGCAGCUUGCAAAAUGCAAAACGAACUCACCACUCUUUUAAUAGCACAUUUAAUAUUAUGGCCGAUGGCACCGAAAUUUGGCCAAAUCUUUCUUUGAUGGGGAAUGGGACCGUUUGUUCCACCUCGUACAACGAGAAAAUGAGAAUUUUUAUUGUGCCUAGGUACAUACAGAUAAAACCAUCCAAAUUAAUCAAAAAAUGCGAGAUUUUUCUUUUCCAAUCUGAUAAACUCUGUCCUUUAUAUGCAGACGAAGAGAAGAAAUCUUAUGAUGAACUGAAAGAGAUUGUUUAAAAAUAGAAUACUUGUUUUUGUUAGGUAAAAUUCAUCAUAUUAUCAUCCCCGUUUGACAAAAUGUUUCAUUUUUCUGAGUGCUUAAAAUCAAAUUGCAUGUUAUCAGCAAUAAUUAAAUCGGAAAAUUUACGAACACCUCGAACCUUGCAAUUAAUUAUCCUAAUGACGAUGCGCAUGGUCUCAAAUAUUUAAUACCGAAGGACGCGCAUAUUUUAUAAAAAAAAAAUUGGAACAAUACAAUGGCAGAAGAUUGGCAAUUCCAAAUGUUAUUCUUGUGGUGAAUAGUAAGUUCCAUCACACGCCCAAACAAAUCGUUGGCAGCAAACACACAUGCACAGAAGGACCAUUACAAUAAAGUGCUCCAUCCGUUUCUGCCAUCUUUAUUUACCACAGAUAUCAAAAAAUACAAUAUUCUCAUUUCUCAUCAAAAUAAUCGAACCGCCAAUGCACCUCCCAAUCUCUGUAUUUGAUAGACUUUUUCUUCACAAUAUUUCCAUUCGUUGUCGGAUUAGGGUUUAUUCAUAAAUUCUGUCACACUUUUAUUGGGAGGAGAGGAUAUGGAAAAUUGUCACAUAAGGAAGAGUGGGAGCAGACGAGAACGAUACGUAACUUACUUUUUAUGAAAAAAAUAUUUAAAUCCUUGCGACAUUCUAGAGGAGAGGGGUUGAAUAAUUAUGUUACAAUUAGUGAUACGAGGGGAGAGCGGAUUGCUGUUGGGUUAUUUAUGGAUGACAUAAUUUUUGAAUGGCCCUUAAGCCUCUCUAAACCUAGUUCUGAACUAAGCAAUGGGUUUCCCAAUGCCUUAAUGUUCAGCUGUUACUGGAUGCAACUACAUUCUACAAAAGAUAAUUAUCAUCUGUUUAAUAACAAUCGACUUCUGCCUAAUAAAAUCACAACUACUAGAAUGUUCAUUCAUAUGAUUGGUCCAUUGGUUUGCUAUUCAUUAACUCGGGUACAUUCAUUUUAUAGUAAUGGGGAAGCACUUUGCGUUCUCUAACAGGUAUAACCUGUUUUGUUUUGGCAUAAUUUCGUCCAAUGGACAUUCUGGUUGAUCUUUCACCAUAAACACAGAGACAAUACAUUUUUUAGUAUUUAUAUCUGGCGAAAAACGCACUGAAAUAUACACUCGACAAUAUAUAGAAUAGAAACAAAUUAGUAGAACUACCUGUGUAUCUCUAAUUUGAAAAUAAUCUUUUACUACUUUCAAACGACAAAGUAAAAUUUAAAAGAAGUAGGAGUACAGUUUUCAAAACCUGAAAAAUAUUAGAUAAAGUUCAAAAGUUACAAAACAAAGACUUCAUUAAAAUUUACAGUUUCUAUUGUGCUUACAGCUCGUCAGUUUUAGGAAGCGUCCUUCAGUAAUCUUCGUCAAAUCGGAAAAUAUAUGAAGCCCUUAUCUUGCCAAAAUGCUAUUUUCAUAGAAGAAUAGUAAAGUGCACAGAAAAAUAGAAACAUUUUGAACAAACAAAACCACAUAAAAACAUCCACAUACAACAAUACUCAUUUGUACACAAAUUCAUAAUACAACAAUAAAUAAAUGAAUAGUGAAUUGUAAAUGAUCCGAGAUGAAACAUAAACCAUCUACAUGCAAAAUUCAUGUCAAAUCAUUUGGAACAACCAUUGAGUUUAUUGUAAUUACUAUUAUUAUUAUUAUUAUCACACAUAUUCAUGCAUACACACAUACAUAAAUCACACACCAAUAAACAAACAAACACAUCACUUCGUACAAAUGUAUAAUUUUUGACAUUCUGCUCAACUGUAUGCGUGAGCUAACGAGAAUCUAUGUGAAAAAGAGAUGCAACCGAAAACACAAAGAAACGAAAGAUGGAAAAAAGGAAAUACUAAAAACAAAUCAGCGCAGCAAAAUCCAAUUGUAAAUAUCGUUUUAAUUUAAUAGUUGUUAGAAUGUUUUCAUAUUGAAAUAAAACAAAUGUGGAAAUAGUUGUAA